Messenger RNA from Aspergillus chevalieri, 1464 nucleotides. Its product is annotated as putative MFS transporter. Gene Ontology annotation, biological process: transmembrane transport. The transcript is spliced from 6 exons. Lineage: Eukaryota; Fungi; Ascomycota; Eurotiomycetes; Eurotiales; Aspergillaceae. Gene Ontology annotation, molecular function: transmembrane transporter activity. The record is from RefSeq and is a predicted model, not a curated record. Gene Ontology annotation, cellular component: membrane. Bases 1 to 1464 code for a protein of 487 amino acids.
AUGGAAGCCGUUAAGGAUACAGAGUCACAACAUGUGGAGAAUGCCGAGUCCAUAGACGCGGAGAAGAAUGCUAUCCAGCGUAUCCAAGUCUCGGUUUCCGAGCAAGCUUACAUCCGAAGGAAGUUCGACCGCCGCGUAUUGCCCAUCGUUUGCAUCCUCUACGUUCUCUCUUACCUGGAUAGGGGAAAUGUGGGCAAUGCCAAAACCGCCGGCCUCGAAAAUGAUUUAGGGCUCAGUGACUCGCAAUGGACCUGGGUUCUCAAUUCAUUUUAUAUCUGCUAUGUUCUUUUCGAAUGGACCACGAUCCUGUGGAAGCUCCUCCCUGCCCAUAUCUACGUGGCCAUGCUAUGCAUCUGCUGGGGUGCGGCAGCCAUGUGUACCGGUGCAGUGGACAACAUGGCCGAGUUGAUCAUCUGUCGAUGUUUUCUGGGCGUUUUUGAGGCCGCAUUCGGAGCCGGAGCUCCAUACUUCUUAUCGCUGUUCUACCAACGAUAUGAACUUGGAUUCAGGGUCUCACUGCUGCUGGGGAUGUCCCCCGUCGCCAAUUGUUUUGCCAGCGCCUUGGCGUAUGGAAUAAUACAGAUUAGACAUUCGAUCGCAUCGUGGCGGUAUCUGUUUAUCAUUGAGGGUGCACCUACUGUUAUUUUCUCUGUUGUCGUUUUCUUCUUCCUCCCUGACUCUCCGGGCACGGCCAAGUUCCUGACCGAAACGGAGCAAACUCACGCUGUUGAGAGGCUGCAGACAGUUGACCACACCGCAAAAACACGACUCGACCGUAGACAAGUUUUCAACGGACUGGCGGACUACAAGAAUUAUGUGCACACGGCUAUUCACUUUUGUUGCAACUUCUCCUUUGCAGGAUUAUCCAACUUUCUCCCCACCAUCCUCAACGACAUGGGGUACACAUCAGUCGAUGCACAAGGUCUCUCUGCUCCUCCCUAUUUCGCGUCAUUCUUGCUAUGCAUUGUGGCAGCGGUUGUCUCAGACCGAUGGGGAGGAAGAGGGCUUGUUAUCGCAUUCUCUGCGACUGCUGGGAUGGUUGGCUACCUGAUCCUGGCGGCUGUGCAAGAUGAAUACAAGACUGGAGUGCGGUAUUUGGGUGUUUGGCUUGCUACUUGUGGAAUCUUCCCAGCACUGAGUAUCAAUAUAACCUGGCUGUUGAAUAACCAAGGCGGGGAUUCCAAGAAAUCUGCCGGGAUGGCGCUGCUUGCGGUUUUUGGGCAAUGUUCGAGCUUCGUGAGCAGUGCCGUGUUCCCCAACUCCGAAGGUCCAAUUUAUAUCCGAGGUUGUGCCAUUGGAUGCGGCUUGACAGGAUGCAUUGCGAUCAUGGCCCUGGGACUUUAUGCAAAACUAACCCUUGAGAAUAAGAAGCGGGAUAGGCUCUACGGUACUGUGUCUAGGGACGUUCAUGUCGAUGUGACCAGAGAUGGAGAUAAGAAUCCUCAGUUCCGCUAUUUGACCUGA